AUGGCCGCCGGCGGGAGCUGGACUGGAGCCGGCUGCUGCUGCGCGUGGAGGAGCGCCGCGCACCCGCACCGCAGGAGUAGUAGGGUGUGGGGACACCCGGUGCCCUCGUCCAUCUCCCGCGCGAGGGACCGGUGGGAGCGCGUGGCCGCGGUGCUGCCCGGGAGGACGGUGGCCGACAUCACGGCGCACUACGACGACCUGGAGUUCGAUGUCGGCUCCAUCGAGGUCGGCUUCGUGCCCUUCCCCCGCUGCGGCGGUGGCGCGUCGCAGUCGGCCGCCGGGUUCACGUUCGAGGCUGGCGGGACGGGCUUUAAGCGCUCCUGCCACGUGGUUGGCAGAGGCAAGCGCGAGUGCGGGCCGGACCACGAGCGCAAGAAGGGCAUCCCCUGGACGGAGGAGGAGCACAAGCUGUUCUUGAUGGGUCUGAAGAAGUACGGGCGAGGGGACUGGAGGAUCAUCUCGCGCAACUUCAUGACAAGCCGGACGCCGACGCAGGUGGCCAGCCACGCGCAGAAGUAUCUUACUGAUGUAUCAAAUUUCCAUAAAAAUGGUUCAUGA
Zea mays is the source of this 558-nucleotide messenger RNA. Its product is annotated as transcription factor DIVARICATA. The transcript has 3 exons. Lineage: Eukaryota; Viridiplantae; Streptophyta; Magnoliopsida; Poales; Poaceae. The coding region runs from base 1 to 558 and encodes 185 amino acids. Gene Ontology annotation, molecular function: DNA binding. The record is from RefSeq and is a predicted model, not a curated record.